Pogona vitticeps (central bearded dragon) is the source of this 580-nucleotide messenger RNA. It is a transcript of the gene LGALS1, whose product is annotated as galectin 1. Gene Ontology annotation, molecular function: lactose binding; laminin binding. The record is from RefSeq and is a predicted model, not a curated record. NCBI's taxonomy places the organism in Eukaryota, Metazoa, Chordata, Lepidosauria, Squamata, Agamidae.
AAAGGCAUGGGAGUGGCAUCUUCGUUCCCCCACAUCUGUGCAAGGACCUGCUCAGUGAGCUGUCUGCAAGAAGGAACUGCUUCAAGAACACCAGCACCAUGCCUGGAAUUGUUUGCACCAACCUGCUUGUUGCACCUGGCCAGCGUUUCUCUGUCAAAGGUGAUAUUCCAUCAGGAGCUAAAAGUUUUGUAGUUAAUCUGGGCAAAAGCAAAGAUGACCUAAUGUUGCAUUUCAACGCACGUUUUGACGCUCAUGGGGACAUAAAGACCAUCGUCUGCAAUUCCAAGAGCAAAGGACAGUGGGGCAAAGAACACAGGGAGAGCAACUUUCCUUUCCAAGAGGGCAGCACUACCGAGGUGUUCUUCACUCACGAUAAAAAUGAGUUGACUGUUACACUUCCUGGCAACCAUCAGUUCAAAGUCCCAAACAGUGCCGCUUUAGAGGGCAUUGAAUAUGCCUGUGUGGAAGGUGAUAUUGAUUUCAAAGGCAUCUCGCUUGUUUAAGUGCUCCAUUUCCUUGUUUCCACUUCCUCUCCGGUUUAAUAUGGCAGCAAAAUAAAUGCAGCAUAAUUCUGGUGAUA